CGCAGCGAGUUAAAUAUUUCUUUUGUUAAUUGACGCCCAAAGUGUUCCCAAUCCCUUCCCCGCGCCGCCCGGGCCGACCGAGGACGUGUGCACGCCCAGAUCGGCUCGGUGAAGCAGCACAGAUCCGCGGGGCCGAGCGGGAUUUAAAUGUCACUCAAAGCAUCCCCAGAUCAGCUUUCCGCUCGUCUCCGGUUUCUUCCGAGGCAUUAAUUGGAUCACACGCUGCAUUUGAAGAGCCUGGGUGUUUUACCCGCUAAGGAAAUUUGCUCCAUCUCCAGCAGCAACCACUGCUCCUUUUGAUGUUGUGGUACGCCGUGCGCAUGCGCUUCACAUUAGAAUUACUGCACUGGCCAGAAUAAGUUGGAUCUCCUUCUCUUCACUGAAACCCUAAAUCAUAUCAAAAGCUAAAGGGAUGCUGAGAGUCCGGAAAAAGGGUUACUUUGGGAUUUGGUCAUUCCCUUUAAUAAUAGCUGCGGUGUGUGCACAGAGUGUCAAUGACCCUAGUAAUAUGUCACUGGUGAAAGAGACCGUGGAUAGACUGCUGAAGGGCUAUGAUAUUCGCUUGAGGCCAGAUUUUGGAGGUCCCCCAGUGGCUGUUGGCAUGAACAUAGACAUUGCCAGUAUAGAUAUGGUCUCGGAAGUCAAUAUGGACUAUACCUUGACAAUGUACUUCCAGCAAGCGUGGAGGGAUAAGAGGCUGUCCUAUAAUGUAAUACCUCUAAACCUUACCCUGGACAACAGAGUAGCUGAUCAGCUCUGGGUGCCUGAUACCUAUUUCCUGAAUGACAAGAAGUCAUUUGUUCAUGGUGUUACUGUGAAGAACAGAAUGAUUCGUCUGCAUCCAGAUGGAACAGUCCUUUAUGGGCUCAGAAUUACAACAACAGCUGCCUGUAUGAUGGACCUGCGGAGAUAUCCGCUGGAUGAGCAGAACUGCACGCUGGAGAUUGAAAGCUAUGGCUAUACAACAGAUGACAUUGAGUUUUACUGGCGUGGGGGUGAUAAUGCAGUCACAGGAGUGACAAAGAUCGAGCUGCCACAGUUCUCCAUUGUGGACUACAAGCUUAUCACCAAGAAUGUUGUUUUCUCUACAGGUGCCUACCCAAGGCUGUCUCUCAGCUUUAAACUUAAGAGAAACAUUGGUUACUUCAUUCUGCAGACCUACAUGCCUUCUAUUCUGAUCACUAUCCUGUCCUGGGUUUCCUUCUGGAUUAAUUAUGAUGCUUCAGCUGCAAGAGUUGCUUUAGGAAUCACAACUGUGCUCACAAUGACAACAAUUAACACCCAUCUUCGAGAGACUCUUCCCAAAAUUCCCUAUGUGAAAGCCAUUGAUAUGUACCUUAUGGGAUGUUUUGUCUUCGUUUUCAUGGCUCUGCUGGAGUAUGCAUUGGUCAACUACAUCUUCUUUGGCAGGGGACCUCAGCGUCAAAAGAAAGCAGCAGAAAAAGCUGCUAGUGCCAACAAUGAGAAGUUGAGAAUGGAUGUCAAUAAGGACAGAAGAAUAAUUGGCACAUAUCAUUGUCCAGAAAUGUAUUCAACAAAGAUGGACCCACAUGAAAACAUCUUGUUGAGCACGCUGGAAAUUAAAAACGAGAUGGCUGCCUCUGAGGCUGUGAUGGGGCUUGGGGACCCUAGGAGCACAAUGCUGGCCUACGACACCUCGAGCAUCCAGUACCGCAAGGCCGGCCUGCCCCGGCACAGCUUCGGCCGCAACGCGCUGGAGCGGCACGUGGCACAGAAGAAGAGCCGGCUACGGAGGCGCGCGUCGCAGCUGAAAAUCACCAUCCCUGACUUGACUGAUGUCAAUGCCAUAGAUCGAUGGUCCCGCAUCUUCUUCCCCGUGGUUUUUUCCUUCUUCAAUAUCGUCUAUUGGCUUUACUAUGUGAACUAAGAAACAAAGCCACGCAGGAAGAAAGAACUGGAUUUUCUCUUCGAAUCAGUUGUACAGCCAAAAGUGGGACUUGGAAAAAUUCUAUUCAGGACAAAAAGUUAUUUUAAAACACCUUAGUUGCUGGCCCACUCUAUGGUCUGUUUUUAUAAUGUUUUGGUUGUAUCUGCUAAACCAUACAUAUGUUACGUUGCAGUAUGGACAUAUCCCCUUAUCAAAAUAUAAGUGCAUUUUGAGUGUAAAGGCAAAUUGCGUUUUGAAAAUCACUUCUGUCUCAUUGUCCCUCACUCUUUUUUUUAAUUUUUUUUUUUCCCAAUGGCCAUUUGAGUUUAGUGGUGCAAAUUAUAGAGCAGCAUUUGAGAAACAAGUUUUAAUUUCUACAGCAGUACAUGCCAUUCUAUGGAAAGUGCAUAUCCAAGGCAUGCAUAUACACUUAAGAGAGUGUAUCAUGCUUAUGAAACACAUACACUUUACUUUUUCAAUGUGUAAACUUGAAAACAAGUAGUGCCUAUCAUCUUUCCAAGAUGAUGAUGGUCAGAGGUUUCCCAACCAUAUUCAGGUAUUUCCUUUUAUUUAUUGGAAGAGCUGAACCUUUGACUGAUAAUAUUGGGGUUGGGUGUUUGCACAGAAGCUGAAGCAAGAAGCACUAGUUUGUUUGUAUUUUAAAGAGAGAGCAUAUGUUCAGUCACAGUGACUGUGUCUGGGAUCAGUGGAGGAAUGUAGGGACAAUAUACAAAUGCAUCAGCACUGAAUGGGUAGAUGCUGCUGAAUUGUGUUGAGGAAAGGGAAUCUGUCCAAAGUGCCAAAAUUGAUUGCCCAAAUAGUAAUUCUGUAGAUGGCUGAAGGAAGCCAGUGGUGCCCUGCCUUUCUCCAGGGCAGGGAGAGUGAGAGAGCAAUUACAAAGUGCAGGGGCAGGGAGACAGGAGGCAACACAUACAUAAAGAUGUGUGUGUGUGUGUAUAUAUAUAUAUACACAUAUAUAUAUGUAUAUACACGGUGCAGGUGAAUGUUCUUAGUUGUACACACCUUAGUCGUGUGGAGUUGUGUGAUUUCUUCCAGGUUUUCAUCUUUCCAGCAUUCCGCUUCCUGCUGUUGGUUAAAGGUUCUGUACCUCUUUCAGCAGUUGGGAUCUGAGCAUAUCUAUUUCUGUACGAGAGGUACUGACAGGGUGUUUUCUCAGUCUGGAUUAGGCAAUAACAUUUCACUUUUUGUUUUCCUUAAUGCACUGUUCUAAAGGAAAGAAAUUCAUAGCAAUCACUUUAAGAGUUUAAGUACACUCUUGAAUGUUUCCUGCUUGAGUGUGAUUUCCAUUGAAAAACUAGAAAAUUUCUGGUUUUCUUUGGGAGGCUUCUUGAAUUAAAAGGUUGAGAUUCUUUUCAUUCCAUUGAGCUUUAUUUUUAGAAAAUAGCAAAAUAUAUAGUAGAAAAAAAAAAUUGAACAAAAAAUUUUGCCACUUAUUCCACUGUGGAACUCUUUUUGUAAUGAAAACAGCAGUCACAAGAGCAGUAUAAAAAGUAAAAAUUCUUGAUGGCUUUUACUAGAUCAGAUCCCCGAUAUUGUUUGACACAAUCUUUCAAGAAGCAAAAGCCACAUCUGUUGCAUCCAUACUACCUCUCAUCUGUGUACAAAUUUUUGAAAGAGACUAGAGAGUAUAAGUGGUUUUUUCAGGUUACUAAAAAAAUUCUUUAGAAUAUUUUUCAUAAAAUAUAUUUUUUAAUUUUUUUGUUCUUCAAAAGAAUAAUUUUCUUACAAGUAUCUGUGGUUUUAUUUUUGAUUCCCCCCCUCGGUCCCCAUUUGGUAGUAAAUGACACUGAUAGGAGAAUAGUUCUGAGAACUAAUAGGCAAAUAUUCUGACUUUUUUUGGUUUUUGAGCACUUCAUAUGCUUAUUUCUAGUUCAAAUAAGAAAGUAUAGUUUCAGAGCCUGGGAUGGGAUUUGCAAUACACCCUACCUGCCAGGAAGUUGUGUACGAUCACACACUGCCUCCAGGCUCAGACUCUGCAAUAUGUACAGACAGGUUUCCCUCAUGUGAUUAACUUUCCAAGUGAAAAUUUUGCUCUUUGUUCACAUAGUUAAUUUGUGACUGCAUUUCAUGCAUAACGCAAUAACCUUUGUAGAUGCACUUGGGAUUUCAGCUGAUAGGUAUGAGUCACGUUGGAUUAUUUUUUUCCCAAUUUUAAGAAAUGGAGCAUAUAAAAAUUCAGUAUUUCUCCUCAAAGUCUGUUCUUUGAAAAUUAUAUUAAUGAUCCUAAAUGAAAGCAGUCUUAUGGUAUUCUUCUGUACAAGCUUUUCUUUCAUUUCAGAAAUUGCUGACAGCUCCUUUUAUUGUUUCACAGAAGCAGAGUGUGACUGCAGGGAGCUCACAGUCUUUCUGUGGUUGAUACACAUCAAAUAGAAAACCUUACAGGGAAUAUGUUGACUCUCUGCAUUGGUGACUGCUUCAGCUAUUACAAAAAUCACAGAGAUCGAAUCCUGGAACUGCACAUUCACUUUUCUGAAGCUACAGUACAAGCCAUAAUACUCUCUGAUAUUGCAAUUCAGAGAGUGAAAGAAAAUGUUUGGUUUCUGCUCAGGUGUCACUAGGAAAGAUAAAUUAUCUGCGGGGAAAGAGCACUUUUGCUUUUACUAUGUUCUUCUGGCUAUUAAUGUGAUGUAUAAAAUUAGUGAAAGAGAAUGAUUCUACCAUUUUGUACUAAGGCUUAACACUGUGAUAUAAAAAGAUGGGGGUGAGAAAGGCUGGUGAGGCACUAUCAAGGCAAAGGCAUAACUCGAGCCCCAGGUAAGCACUUACUCCUGAGAUACUUGAGUGAAAGUGGGAAAUGAUGCCAACAGACAUGAGAAUGGGGUUUGCUAUGUGUGCUACCCUCCAGGUAAACUAGAAUAAAUUUGCUUUUACUUUAGAAUUGACUGAAAAGAAAUAUACUAGAUCUUUUUAAUCGUGUUAAUUGUUGUUGGUUUCAAUAAACAAAAUAGCAAAGUUAAUAAUUUAGAUAAAAAAACUUGUACUAUAAUUAUAGUUGCACAUUUUAUUGUUCUAUUGACAUAAUAGCCAGCAAUUAAGGUGUUUUUCAUCUUUGCGAAAUUCAUGGGGGAAUUAUGACAAUAACAUGGCACAGUUUUAAUGAAAUCUUUGAGAUCAAUCUGUAAAUAUAUACUGUACAUGACUGCUAGUAAGUAUGAUACACAUUUUCAGAACUGAAAAUUCAUGCAACAUAUUUCUGUGUUUGCAUAAGGAAUGUUAUGUUUCUAUCCUAUCGCAGUUCAAUGACUGGGAAGAAAGACUCAAGCAAUGACAUUGUGACCAUUUCUUUUCUCAUUCCCAGGGGAGGAAAACAAGAGUCCUAGAUAACAGCAUGUGGCAGAGGUCUUCAGAGAGUUCUUACAUUCUAAUAAAAAAAGACAUAAAAUCUGUAAGGUACAAAAGCACAAUGCAUAGAGAAAAUAAGUGGUGGUCUUAUACCUGGGGAAAAUAUCCUAUUUAUUUCAGAAAAACGUGCAUUAAAAUUGAGCCUCAAUUUAUUUUCACUAUAAAUAUUAGACUGUGUUCCAAUCCUAUAACACAGUGCUAAACAUAAGUGAACAGAUGUGAAACAUUUUCCAACUGUAUGUGCAUAUGGACGUACCCCCAAAUGUCUGUAUGGACAUAUGUGUGUAUAUAUACACGUGCUGAGUAUAUAUAUAUAUAUAUAUGCACACACAUUCACAUGUUGGUGUGUUAAAGGAAUAAGCUAAUAAUAGUUUUGUUUCUAUCAUCAACCAGUGUAUGAAUAUAUUUU
Messenger RNA from Camarhynchus parvulus, 5660 nucleotides. It is a transcript of the gene GABRB2, whose product is annotated as gamma-aminobutyric acid type A receptor beta2 subunit. Gene Ontology annotation, biological process: nervous system process; monoatomic ion transmembrane transport; chemical synaptic transmission. Gene Ontology annotation, cellular component: synapse; GABA-A receptor complex; membrane. The record is from RefSeq and is a predicted model, not a curated record. NCBI's taxonomy places the organism in Eukaryota, Metazoa, Chordata, Aves, Passeriformes, Thraupidae. Bases 413 to 1888 code for a protein of 491 amino acids. Gene Ontology annotation, molecular function: GABA-A receptor activity; neurotransmitter receptor activity; extracellular ligand-gated monoatomic ion channel activity. The transcript is spliced from 12 exons.